GUUUACAAACAGACGGCGCUUCAGUCGGCAUUUGGUCGGUAUUCCGUAACAGCGGAGCUAAAUGUUGCAUGUUCCUCACUUUUGACGUUUCUUUGACUGCAGCCGACGAGGUUCCUGCACCAACAUCACAAUGACACAAAUUAUAAUCCGCUUUGUUUGUCUAAUUAGCCGCACAACUUCGUUAGCAACAGUGAGCUAAUUGUUACGUAGCGCAGCAGAUGUCCCUGCAGCAUGUCUGCUUGAUUCAUUCCAACAGGUGUUGGUUACAGGACGGUCCAGUCUAUCCCUCAUGCUUUUUGUCAUUGCUAACUACACCGAAGAGAAUUGUAGGCUAAUUUUCUCUGGCUGGGUUAGCUUUAGGUAGCUUUUCUAUAUGUUCAAUCGACCUGUAGUCGUCUCCAGUUGAAGGAAAGUGAAUCACCUUUUUGUGUGUCAUGCUCGUCAGGUGCAUCCUGUCGAGUCCAAUCAGAUCGACAUGUGCCACUGCUAAGAUAGCAUGUUCACAGAGGGGUUUUGCAGUCAGUCAACUAUUGUUUUUGAAGCACAAUCCCGUAGGUAUUAGUGACUUGAAAAACACAUCUGUACACCGAUUCCAACUUAAGGCACAGCCCUGUCUGCAUCAACUAACAGUGUGUGACAUGCAGGCAGCUAAUAUCUCGUAUGGAAAGGAGACCACUGCAGUUGCUUCAGAUGAUGAUGAAGAUGACGAGGGUGGUGGUGCAGGUGUAGUUGCGCAGGAGCGUGGGAGAAAGGAUGAGAAGUUGAUGAAGGCAAUGCUGAUUCCAGGUCAGGUGGAUGUAGUCAGCAUGGAGGUGCUGCAAGAUAAGACUGACACUGGAAGCUGGGGAUUGUCAACUCCAGCUGGAUCGGAUGAGAAGACAAAAAGCAAGAGGCGGAGGGAGAAAAGGAACUGGAGGAAGAAGAAGCUCAAGUCAUCUGACACCACAAACGAUUUAAUGUCUGAGCUUCCAUUUGCUCUGACCAGCCCCACCACAUGGGAAGAGCUUGGAUACUCCGAUGAGAAGAGGCGAAAGAGAAAGAGAGGAGACAACGGAGGGCGAGUGGACAGUGAAGAGGACGCAGAGAAGAAGAAAAAGAAGAAGAAAGAAAGUCAGCGACCAAAUUACUUUGUCUCUAUUCCAAUCACUAACCCACGGAUCAGUUCUACUGUUCUGGAGGUCCAGGAGGCGGUGCUUAAGCAGGAGCUAAGACUGGCAAAAGCCAUGAUCCCCGUCCCAACUCUCCACAUCACGCUGUUAGUCACUCAUCUCGCCAAUCAGGAGCAAGUAGACCUGGCGGGAUCCGUGCUGGCUCAGGCUGAGCCCUCAUUGGCUGAGCUGUUGGGAGGGCGGGAUCUAGCGUUGCCCUUCUCGGGGAUCAGUCAUUUCAGGAAGGAGGUGGUGUUUGUCAGUCUGGCCCCCGGACAGCACAGACACACACUGGACAGUGUGGCAGAGUUGUUGCGGAACCGUUUUGUGGAGCAGGGUCUACUGCAGGGAGACGGUCGUGGGUUUGAACCCCACCUCACCAUUAUGAAGCUGUCCAGAGCAUCAAAACUACGAUCACAGGGUAUAAAACGUGUAGACCCGGCUCUCUACUCCAACUACACUACCAAGUUUUUCGGAGAGCAGACAGUGGAGCGGGUGGAUCUUUGUUCCAUGUUGAAGAAGAAGCAACAAGACGGAUAUUACCACACUGAGACUUCACUACAGCUUGAUUUGGUUCAGAACCCACUCCGUGCCAAACGUUCAAGUGGUCGUCGCCGGUCUGAGCCCGACGAGGCAGAGCUACUCAGGGUCAGCAGGCGAUUGGUCGAAGAUGCUGUCAAUCGCGCCUUACAACAGUACAAACAGGAAACACUCCAAAAUGGGGGCGGGCCUAAUGCCACAGCAAUGCAGCCCCCUGGAAAUACUGAGGAAACUGACACAAAGUUGGACACUACAGCUAACUCCACCACAGGCAACAGGAAGUGACAUCAACGGACUGAGUUACAAAGACUUGGAAAAAGGAUCCGCCCAGAAAACAUCAGCCAGGCCUGGCAGAGCAGGAGAAGGGUCAGGGAGCUCUGAGCACAAACGCCUGAACCAGCCAACCAGUCAGCCCAGUUUGCUGAUCCAAACCCAGCUAGCCAGUCAUGCUAGCCUCUGCCCAACUAAACGAGCUGGAAACCGUGCUAGUAAAAUGUAGCUUGAGUUCAGUGCUAUGUGACUGACCCAACAGGCCAGCUAGCUCAGUCAGCUAGUUUACUCACGAACUGUGGUGUCCCUCAUCUGACAGCAAGGCUACCAUCCCUCCAUCUUUAACUCAGCCGAGGGUCCAAAUACCUGAUAAGCACUCCUGUAGAGACACACAAGCACACGUUGGGUUCCCUUUGACCUGUCAGUCACAAACUGCCCUUUUGAGAAAAUGAUAAUGAGAUUUUUGACAUUUAUGUUUAGCCUUUCUUUGGAAAAAUCUGUGCUAUCUUCAGGAUUUCUCAACUGCUCACCUUAAGGAGGAUGUGUGGGAGAAAGCUGCAUUGAUCUAUGGCGUCUUAAGUUGUGACUGGAUUCUUCAAAAUUUGGUUGGAACUACAGUAUGUUGAAUUUGGUCUGUGUCGGAUAUUUAGUUUUCUGUUUUUGUAGUCUGGGUUCAUAGCACUGCAUACAAAACUGCAUUUUUGUAUUAAUUCCAAUUCUUUAAAGUUGUCAAACCACAACUAUACUUGAAGUAUUAUGAUAACAAAGUGUGUCCCGUGGAGGAAGCACUGAGACAAUCAUGAAGUGAGGAUAAUUUGAUAAGCUCUGAAUUUACAUAUUCAAACUAAAAAAUAAGCGACGUCAGUUUUUAAAAAGCUUAAUCUGGACCCUUCUGUCGGGCCCUCAAACACUAUAGAUGCAAACAGCUGUUACCAUGUUUAUUCAUCUCCACAGCACAAAAGAAGUUAGGGGACUUAGACAUUAUUAGUGAUGCUUAAAAUGAAACUACACUGCUAGAGAACACUACCGUUGACACGAAUGCAUUUUGCCCCCGUUAAUGCCAAACCCUCCUUUAAAACCCUCGAGUGACGGGCUACUACGUACAGACACAGCUUCCUGCUUCUUCAUUUAGCAUUUUAUUCUUUUCUUUAUUGUUAUAAUUUAUCAUCAGUUUCCCUCUGUUAAAUGAGCUUGAAGCAGCAGCACAGUGCAAAUAUUAUGUUUCGUUUUUUGUUGGUGUUAGAGUCUGGUCUGGACUGGAGCCUCAACCUGUUGGGUUGAGGCUCAGUGAUAUAUUGGAGGUGUUAAUGCUGAUCUGAGAGGCUGUUUUUGUUUCAGUAUUGUUAUUGUGAGAGCAGUUAAUUGGAUGCUGACAGGAUGCUGAUAGGUUAAUUUAAACAAUCCCUGCUGUCAGUUGAAAACCAUCCAGGACAUACAUUUCAUUGUCUUCCACCCAUUUAUUAAAAAGAAAAAAAAAAGUGUUUAAACUUGAAAAUGAAAAAGGCUUUUCCUGCUCUGCAUCUUCCUCCAGCUAAUGAAUCCCCUUAAGAAACACACUGUGUGAGUUUCUUUAAAAACUCCACUUCCUGAAAAUGAGGCUUUCAACUUACAGCAAGCGGACGACGAUGAUGAAACUGUGAUAACACAGGUUAUUGCUUUAAGCUCUAACUUUAUUUAUGUUUUUGUUUUUUUAAACUUUUAAACUAUUAUUUGUAAUGAUUUGGUUUGAAAUUAGGAGAGA
This is a messenger RNA of Labrus bergylta (ballan wrasse), 3699 nucleotides long. The record is from RefSeq and is a predicted model, not a curated record. NCBI's taxonomy places the organism in Eukaryota, Metazoa, Chordata, Actinopteri, Labriformes, Labridae.